CACACAAAAAUGCCUUUCAUGGCUGGCACUCAUUGUAUUGUUGCAUACCCGAAAGUGAUAUAACACUGGAGUCUACUUCAGUUGUAUGGGGCAAAUCCAGAAAUCAUUUCAACUACUGUUAACUAAAAUUCCACCAUAUGCUAAGUUUGAAAACACUCUCAGAGCAGAGAACACACACCCUCCAUGUUUCAAAGUGUCAAAACUUGCUGAAGAUGUCAAAGAAAGUGAAGACUUCCAUUUCGUCCUGCCUCUACCCUCCCACCGUCCUGCUGACUUGCUAAAAAACCAACAAAACUGGUAGUACAAAGUGUUUUCUAAAAUAACACUUGUAUCACUGACUCCUAUCUAGAUUUAUGUUUGUAUUUCAGGCUUCAGGGGAGCUUUUUAUGAGAUAUAUUAUUUCAAGCACAAUGGUUAAGCACAGUACAAGUGUAUUACAAUCUUUUGUAAAAUGUAGUUUAAGCUAAAAGGCAAACAGUUAUUAAUCUUAUAUUGGCACACUUUCAAGUUUUGGCUAUAUGCCAGGGAUUCCUGCAGGCGUGGUACCUAGAAUAUAAAAUGCAUUUAAAUACAGAUUGUUGGGAAUGGGGUUUGAGGUGCAAGUAAUAAAUUGUCUUUCAUUUAUCUGAUAAGGAAAAAAGCAAGUACCUACUCUAAAGUUUUCAGUAGUACAUUGGUAUGUGAGAUUUAUUCUGAUACUGUUCUGCUGAAUGAUAUAGUUGAGGCAGCUUUUGUUGUUGGUUUUAGUAACAAAAUCAAUUGCAUUGCAAAAUUUUUAAAAGCUUCUUUAGGGUGCUUUUUUUUUUUUUUUGACUGUGUAUGUUUGCUUGGCAGUGGCUCAGGAUUGCAGUGUAAUCUAAACUGUUUCCUUUAUUAUUGGACAUAGUAAUAAAGUUUUACAUAGAUCAUUAUUCAGGUUCCUUAUUUUUCACACUAUUUUAUAGUGAGUUAACUUUAACUUUUUUUCAGAGAAGCAAGAGAAAAGUUUUUGAUUCUGCAGUAGUUUCAGUGCCAGUGUACUUGCUUUGUCCCAUCUUGCGGCCGCUUAAGUAUUAGAGCAGAGGGAUUUGAUGGAAAAAGGGGCUGUGAGUCUACGUAGUAUUAUCAAUGGUAAUCAUUCAAGAAAUAGAAAGAAACCGUAUGAAGAAAUUAUUAGCAUCACGAGUAGUAGAAAUAUGUGCUAAUAAAACCUGAAUUCUUAUGGAAAAAUCCAUAGUGUCCCUUCUCCUGCUACAUGAUUGUUACCAGCUGUCCCUUGUGUUUCCUACCUGCCUGGCUGGGUAGAUGGCUGCGUGAAUGCCUCAUUCGUAGCUGUGUGUGCAGACUGGCCAGCUGGCUUGUUUUGGUUUUGGGUGUUUUGUGUUGCUUAAGAGAAUAAGGGAAUUAAUUAUGAAUCUGUGAGAAGUAGUCCGUAUAAAUUUGGCUUCUUCUGUAACCAGACAUGAACUUCAACAAAAAAUGUGGGAAUUCAGUAUCUCAUCUCCUUUUUGUUAAAUUUGGUUGGAGUUGACAGAGACUCUGAGGUUAAUAGCCAAUGGGAAAUUAAUAAACUGGCUGUGUCAUUGUAAAUUGUAGGUCUUUCUUCCUAGAAUUCCAAAACACUUGCACAUCAACCUCCCGAUUAGGUAUUUUUAAUCCUGAUGCUUUCUUAAUAUGAAAGGCUUAGUUUAAGAAAUUGAAGCCUUAUCUUCAUCCACGUGUAUAGGAAUAUUUUACUAUGUGCCACCGUGAAUGUUCGGUUACGUGAUCAAGCUCCUCUGCACAGCCCCAAGGGAGCCUGGAGAGGCAAUGGCAGGAGGGGGAGCCCAAACAGUACCCUGCGAGGCUGCUCCCAAGCCUUUCCCUGGAGCCAGCCCAUCACAGGCCCAUCUCCGCAGCCCCAGAGGAGCACAGGGGCACAGGUGGGAACCCAAACCAAGGACCCCGGGAAAGGAGCACCCUCUCCAGGGCAGUCCCAGCAAAGCCUUUGCCCAGUGUCCCGUCAUACUAAGGGUGUUGCUGCCCACUGCUGGGACACGUGGGCUGCAGGGGAAAACCAGUUUGGGAUCCCACAGGACUUACUAUGCGAUGUUUAGGGGAGGAACCAAAAGUGGGGCAAAGGAGGAGUUUAGGGGAUUUGGGGAGGAACAAGUGUUGAAAUAUAGAGGGGUAAGGGGAUGAAAAGGGCUGGCUGCAUGUAGGCAGUUGGCUGGUCACUGCGCUUGCCUGGCCAUGCCCUGCACUUGAUCAGCGCCUUGUGUCCUGCUCCUUAUUAAAUUCCAUUUUGGCUCUGUCCUGGGUGAGGGCUCUCUGGUUGGUGUGAGUGCAGCCACAGGGCACAUUGGAGCAAGCAUGGGUGAGCAAAGAUCAACUGCAUGAGCUGGUGAAGUGACCUGGGAGCAAGGGGGUCUGUGGGUCCCUAAGGGCAGCUCUGGUGUGAGAGUGUCUGUGUCUAUAGGGGCAAGAACAUGGCGGGGUCAGAUGUGGGACCAGGGGAGUCCCAGUUGGCUCUGUGUACCUGUGACAGUCUGUACUGGCAACUGGAGCCAGCCUGUGGCCUCAGGGACUCGUAUGUCUGCAGGCUGGGGAUGGGGAGACUGGGACCCAGGGGACAGCUACUGGGAGAGCCAGCUACUGGGAGAGCCAGCUGCUGGAGGGGUCCGCCUUGUACGCCUGUAUGCCUGUUCUUGCUGGUGGACUUCCAUCUUGCCCAGCCAGAGAGGGGAGCAGGACAAGGCCUCUGGUGCUACCUGUGUUUGUGUGAGUGCCGAGUGUCUCUUGUUGCAUAUACGUGUGCUCUGUGCACUGGUGCCUGCUGCAAAUGCAUCUUCUCCUACUCUCCUGCUGGGACGUGGGGAUGUUUAGCAGGAGCAGCCUUGCCUCUCUUGGGCUGUUAGAUCUGCUGUGGUAUGUUUUCCUCUAGCAGUGAAGAGGCAAGUUAAGUAUUUAAAUAUCUACUGAGCACACUUUCUAUUCAAAGGUUAAUUAUCUUUUUAAGCGUGUAAUCAAAAUGCUAGGGAGAAAAUGCUUCCUUAUUAAUUUCUACUAAAUCAAUCUUACAUUAAAAAAAUCCAUAGUUCUCCUAAAAGUCUUCUGAAAAUACCAAAGAAAGCUGUAAAAUUGAAAGUCAGAGAGGUAAGUGCAUAUAAAAGUACACCUCCAGUGACCUGUGGUUUAGUGCCUUCCCCAGGUAGAGGUGGCAUCUGAAUAUUUAAUAGCUCUCAAUUGUUGUGGUUUUUUGAUGAAUCUAUGUAAUGGCUGUUGAAUUCAUGUGUACUUGCCCACGGCAGGGAGUUCUAUAGCUUUACUGCGUUAUGUGAAGGAGUAUUUCUUUGAUUCUGACCCUGCUGGUUUCAUUUCAUAGGCCUUAGUCUAGGGACAUGCAGAACAGUUGUUUUCCAGUCAGGAUUUCGUAGAUGGUUUUUCAUUGCUUGCCCUUAGAAUUUUCAUGGCUCUGACUAUUUGUAUUUAUAGUAAAACUACUUGUAGCUAAACAAUUUGGUAUAGUUUCUUUUCACUUGUGGUCAUUUGUUUGAUUAUAAAACUAAGCUGUUAUCUUUCCUGCUGCUCUCCAAAAGGCUGCUGGACUCAAUGUCUGCUGUUUGUACCACUGAUGCCCCCCCUGAGUCCCACUGACUGGUUCUGAUUCAGCUGAAGAUUUCAUCUAACAUUCCCUGGGUCCCCAGGAUGUGAACUGGAGCUGGCUGUGAGCCUCCUGAAGGCUGCAGAGACUGGCUACUGAAACCACUCACUAUUCAGUUGGGAGCAUCACUGUCCAUCAUCCGAAUAGGCAUUUACACACCAUGUAAUGGGAUGCCGCCCACCAGAUGCUGGAGACGUUGGGUCAUUUGAUAGGGGAAUGAUGGGGAUGUGCAGCCCACGGGUGGUUCAGGGGAGUCCUUAUGGCCAGCUGUUGCUGAAAGGCCAGGUAUCACUGAAGCAGGAGGGGAAGACAAGACUGAAUGUGCGUAUCCAGAAAUACGCCACUCAUAUAUUUUGGUAUCGACUUAGAUGCAUUGCAUGUAUUUAGUAACCUGAAGUAGCUGAUAUGUCACUGGAUGUGGUAUGUGGGUAGUGUGCAGUAUAUACAACUGAAAGCGAGUUUUAUAAUUUUCAGCUGAUCUUGUAUGAGAUCUCAGCUUCACUGUGGGGUCUGUGUUUGUUCAUUCUGGUUCAAGGACUUUAGCCCUUACGGUGUAGUAAAAGUUAAAUACCAAGCCAAAUUAAUGUUACUUGAAGCAAAACUGGGGUUUGUCUCGUUCGAGGUGCACGAAGGAUGCAAUCACUUUUGGUGACUGUAAGCAAGGACUCUCUCUGAAUUCUGAAAUCCCAAAUCAUUGCUCAAAACAAUGACUCUCGCCUGUUUUCUGUGGUUCAAAUACAUAUUGCUGCCUGGGCAGAAAUACCUUGGACCAUCGCUGUAACCCAUCUUCCUUUCUGGAGUCCAGCUCAAUCUUUUUACUGACAUGAGACCCUGUCCUCAUGUCGUUUGGUGUUUUCCACCUCCAGUCUUCUCUGGGCAUUGGUUCGAAUGCGUUAUUACAUACCCUGCUGAAGCACACCGCCUGCUGGGAUUGGCUUGAUAAAGGCAAUGCAUGAGCUCUCAAGUAUUUUUUAUCUUCUACAGUGUGUUUCCUAAAAUGACCUAAAGCAGUGCACAGACUGGGAACUGUUGGGGUGCUUGUGAACAGCUUGCUUCUGACAACCCUUGAAGCUGGAGCAGUCUCUGCUGGGGCCUGUGCUUUCUGCAAAAAAGGUACAAGUGGAACGAUUUCGUUCUUGGUUGCAGGUGGGGCACAACAAAGUGCUCGCAUCUUAGCUGCCUUUGUAGGUGGUGGUACUAACGGUUCAGCACUGCUGCAUUUUGGAAAGUCACUGUAGUUAAUAUCACGGUGUCGUCUAGUUCUGAUCCUCAGGGAAAGGAGAUCCCUUGCCUCUCCUGGUGUGGUAGGUGCCUGACGUUUUCCAGGGUGACUGCUAGUGGGCUGUAUUGUUUUACACUGUGCAGAUUAGCCCUGCAUAUAGCCGUAGAACUGUGAAAUGGUUCCUUGGAGCUGUCACUCUUGACUGGGGAGUAAAGUGAAAAGAAAGUCGACAAACAUCUAGGCCCCCUAAGAGCACACUGAUGCUAUAGUGAUGCUACUCUAAAUGGAGCGAGAGUUUCUUUGUUGCUCUGGCAACUGUUGCCCCCCUGCCCCCAUCUCCUCCCCCUCUCUCCAAAUGCCCCCUAGAUCCUGUGUUUUAGUCCUGUGAAGCUAAGGAUAGAGCAUUAGCUCUGGCGUAACACUUGGCCCAUCUCAGAGGUGAGCAAAAGAAGAUAAAUGAAGAAUUGUUUGGCAAUCCCCUCUCAACUUUCCAGAGAUGCCUGGCUGGAGGGGAACUUUACUUACAGAGGAGAUUGUCCCUGCAUGGUGCUUUCUGGGACAAAGCAGGGCAUGAGUUUAACCAGGUGUGCCUGAGCAGAAAAGGCAAGGCAGCGAUGUAGCAGCACUGCUCACAAAGCAGCCUUGGCCUCUGCCACAUUCCAGACACUUCUUGCUGGGACUUGUGGCUCUUGUCACAGGCUCCCCAUCUUCCUUUUGUCUUGCUGCCUGAGGUCAGUGAGUUUCAGGGUCAGCUCCUUUGUUCCUCCCUCCUCCUACAACCACCAGGAAGCAUCUCCUCACUUCUUGUGUUGCACUUCUCUUGGAGAAAACGUGCAGAAAUAAAAACCGUGCAAUUCCAAAGUUUGUCUUGUUUAACCUUUUUUUUUUUGAAAAUGUCAUCUUAUUUUUACUGUCAAAUACACAUUCUUAGUGAAAGAUAAAUAAAAUCACCUAUGGUCUGUAUUCCUAUUUCUUACUUAAAAAAGGGGCAAAAUCAAAUUCUUCUGUUUUAUUACAUAACUUCAUUUAUAGAGAUAAGGAGGACUGUGACACAGUACUCAAUUAAAUCUCAUUACGGUGCUUAUUUCAGGCAUUCAGGAAUCGUAGCCUUAGUGCUGCCAAAUUAGGAGAUUUUUGAAUGCUGCCAAUAAGCCUGGACCCUCACCAUUGCUGGAAGGCAUGAAGUGUAAUUUAUUUAUUUCUUCUUUUUAAAAUACACAGGAACCAAUUAUGGUUGGAGGCAACAGAUUUUUGCCAGCAGAAUUUUUGGCUUUUCAGCGUUUAGGUAAAACUGUGGUUCUUUGCCAGCCUGUAUCCUUUGGAGAGGGGCAAGGUUCUUUGUCCACGGACUAGGUGGUAAAAUCUUUCUCCAGCAAAGACCUGCAAAGUGUAUGUCAUGUGCCUUAGAGAAGGAGGAGGUGGGUGAAUGCCAGCUGCCUCUCGGCUGGAGAACAGCAGCUGCUCUUAGAUUAGCUCCAGCCUGGCAGCUGAGGCAGGCAGGGGCUGUUUACUGAGAUUUUUUGUGACCUAAUGGUUUUAGUCUUUGUGCUUUUAUGUUAGUUUGCCACCUCUUCUGGCAUGAAUUCAGAUCUCUUUGCCUACUGUACUACCAAUUCCUUUUCUUUUAUGUCGCCCCAUGUUAGUCCAAGUGCAGCAAAAGCCGCAGAUUUGAGCAGGUCCAUUUGUUUGUCCAGGUUGCCCCUAAGGGAUUUCGUAAGCCUGGGAAUCAGAAAACGGUAGCUGUUCAUCACACAGUAGUGUCCAUAGUAGCCUCAAGACAGGCUAAAAACUGAGAGCAUCUGCAUCUAGGGCCUCCCUACCCUGUAGCUGUCUGUAGUCUCCCUGACAAUGCAGAACUUUGUUAUUUAAUGACAAGAAGUGUUAUAGAACACAAUUACUCUGCCCAUCCCUUCCGUAACUAUUGGAGACACUGGCAAGUUUGACUGAUGAGACUACUAUUUUAAGUCCAACAUGGUUUAUAGCUGUAGGCCUAAUAGAAAAGGCAGGUGUAGGUUUGUACCCUCGCUGGAUGGAGAACCCACCAUGUGUUCAGCUCGUGCUUGUUCUGCUCUGCCAGUGGAUGGUAUGACUGGGAAACCUCGCUCAGCCCCAGACCCAGCCUGAGCUUCCUCUGGGAUCUGGGGGGAUUUGGUCUGAUGCAGUGUGGAGUGGGAGCAAGCAGGGUUAUUGCGCAGGGAGUGAGGGCACACAGAGCAUGUGUUAACUUCGUUUCCUAAUGAGAAACCUAAUCUCAUGAUGCUUGCAGAAUGGCUCCUGAACUAAUUCAAAAGAAGUGUAUUCUUUAUAAAAGAGAAUCAAGAACCUUCCACUUUCCCUUGACAUGUUAAUGGUGAUAAUCCAAGGCUGGGGAACAUUGCAGAUGUACUUUCCUAGUUUAAGCUGAGCUGCUGCCGGAAGCCCACAGAUCUUUAUAAUUCUACAGCUGCCUGCAUACGUAUGUGAUCAUGGAUUUUCCAGGACACUUUGAGCAAAUCUUUCAGCAGCUCAACUACCAGAGGCUUCACGGCCAGCUUUGUGACUGUGUCAUUGUGGUGGGAAACAGGCAUUUCAAAGCCCAUCGCUCUGUUUUGGCAGCAUGUAGCACACAUUUCCGAGCUCUGUUUACUGUAGCGGAAGGAGAUCAGACUAUGAAUAUGAUUCAGCUGGACAGUGAAGUGGUGACAGCAGAAGCUUUUGCUGCUCUGAUAGACAUGAUGUAUACUUCCACACUAAUGCUUGGGGAGAGCAAUGUUAUGGAUGUCUUGCUGGCUGCUUCUCACUUGCAUUUGAACUCUGUUGUUAAAGCCUGCAAACACUACCUUACUACCAGGACGCUGCCGAUGUCUCCACCGAGUGAUAGAGUUCAAGAGCAAAAUGCACGCAUGCAGAGGUCUUUCAUGCUCCAGCAGCUUGGACUGAGCAUUGUGAGCUCUGCCUUAAAUUCCACUCAGAACACAGAGGAACAACCAAAUACUAUGAGCUCCUCGAUGAGAAGUAACAUCGAGCAGCGCACUACUUUUCCUAUCCGUCGUCUCCACAAACGUAAACAGUCUUCUGAAGAUCGGGCCAGACAGCGCAUCAGGCCUACCAUGGAUGAGUCUGUUUCUGAUGUGGCUGCAGAGAGCGGGCAGUCAGUAGUUCAUUCACGGGAAGAUUUCUUCUCGCCAGAUUCACUGAAGAUUGUGGACAACUCUAAGGCCGAUGCUGUUGCUGAUAACCAGGAGGAUAAUACUAUUAUGUUUGAUCAGUCUUUCAGUGCUCAGGAAGAUGCUCAAGUGCCCAGCCAAUCUGACAACAGUGGAGGAAACAUUUCACAAAUGUCCAUGGCAUCACAGGCAACGCAGGUGGAAACCAGCUUUGACCAGGAUGCUGCUUCUGAGAAGAGCAACUUCCCAUGUGAGAAUCCAGAGGUCAGUCUGAAUGAAAAAGAGCACAUGAGGGUGGUGGUGAAGUCUGAACCCUUGAGUUCUCCAGAGCCUCAAGACGAGGUGAGCGAUGUCACUUCCCAAGCGGAGGGCAGUGAGUCUGUUGAAGUGGAAGGAGGAGUAGUGAGCGCAGAGAAGAUAGAACUGAGUCCCGAGAGCAGUGAUCGUAGCUUUUCUGACCCACAGUCCAGUACUGAUAGGGUGGGAGACAUCCAUAUUAUGGAGGUGUCAAAUAACCUGGAACACAAAUCUACUUUCAGUAUCUCAAAUUUUCUAAAUAAAAGCAGAGGUGGUGGUUUCGGUGCUAGUCAAAACAGUGAUGACAACAUUCCAAAUACCACCAGUGACUGCAGGAUGGACAGUGAUGCUUCUUAUCUCAUGAGUCCGGAGUCGGGGCCUGCUGGUGGCCAUUCAUCUGCCACUGUCUCUCAUGUUGACAAUCCAUUUAGUGAGCCUGCAGAUUCUCAUUUUGUUAGACCAAUGCAGGACGUGAUGGGUCUCCCCUGCGUACAGACUUCUGGGUACCGGGCAGCGGAACAGUUCGGCAUGGAUUUUCCACGGUCGGGCUUGGGCUUGCACUCCCUGUCAAGGGCAAUGAUGAGCUCAGUAAGAGGUGGAGCUAGCAGCUUUCCCGGCUACCGCCGCAUAGCCCCCAAAAUGCCUGUGGUGACCUCUGUCAGGAGCUCCCAGCUGCAAGAUAACUCAUCCAGUUCCCAGCUGAUCAUGAAUGGGACCACUUCUUUUGAAAACGGGCAUCCACCACAACCUGGUCCGCCACAGCUGACAAGGGCAUCUGCAGAUGUCCUUUCAAAAUGCAAGAAGGCCUUAUCUGAGCACAACGUCUUGGUUGUAGAAGGCGCACGCAAGUAUGCGUGCAAGAUCUGCUGCAAGACAUUUUUGACCUUGACAGACUGCAAGAAACACAUCCGUGUCCACACAGGAGAAAAGCCUUACGCCUGCCUGAAGUGUGGCAAGCGGUUCAGCCAGUCCAGCCACCUGUAUAAACACUCCAAGACAACCUGCCUGAGGUGGCAGAGCAGCAAUCUGCCUAGCACUUUGCUUUAACCUUCUCCACCUGGGGCCUGAAGGAGAAUGCCAGUGCAGAUGUCUAGCUCCCUGAAGCACCACAGGAACAUGAACACUAUUUUCUUCAAGGCUGCAGGCUCAGAGGCUGCUCUUGUUGGUCAGUGAACACUUAUGUGUGAUGGUGCCACACACACAAAAGUCUUGGUUCUGUCAAUUGGGGAUAUUACUGUACCUACCUCACAGGGGUGUUGUGAGGCUUAAACAGCUGUAAGCGAAGAAGUUGGAGAUCCUCAGAAGUCACACUGUAGAUGUGUGAAGUGUUACUAUGAUGUACGUUCAAGCCUUGGGCUGACGGGGAUACAAUCCCUAAAACUAAGCAGUUCCUUUGCAGGGCAGAGGGGUGAGAGCAUAGUUAUCUCAUGAAGUAGCAUGUUUCAAAAAUGAGAAACUGAAGUGCAAAUUUCCUCUUUUUUUUUUUUCUAAAGUAUUUUGUAAAAGUGAAAGCAUUUAAAUAAAUGACCUGUAAAACAAGUUGCUGCAUUAUGUAUGGACAGUAAUGCAAGAGCUGUUUACUGUAACUAACGCAGAGUGCGUAUCUUUAAAAGAGAAAAACAACUUUGGGUGCACCUGUCUGACAUAAUCGUUUAAAAUAUGCUAAUUAUAAAAAUAGUUUUAGGGUUAUGAAUGUAUGUUUGGCUGUUUUGUAGUAAAGGACACUGUGUGAUGAAGGUGCUUAAAUUAAAUCCGAGACAAGUAACUUUUGGACUGCCAGAUGUAUAUAUACUUUGAAUACAGCAAGAUCUGGAUGUUUGACUGAUUUUUUUUUCUGUAGAAACUUGUAUUAAGUGAUAAGUGAAGUACUGUUUCUUGUUCGUGCUAUUCUUAGCAGUAUUUUAACCAAUUUGUAUCUCCUACAUUGAAAUUCUAUGUACACAGAAGUCUGAAAAGAGCUUGUCUUUGUCUGCUUUGGUUUUUUGAAAGAGAGGGAGAAUUUGUGAUGGCUUUUUUUACUGCGUAAGGUAGUCUCUUGCUGUUUCCAGAUGCUGAUAGUCAAUCUGAUCCCCAUUGUUGCAUAAGCAUAUUGUCCUUUUCUGACACUCUUAUCUUCAGGCUUUAAUUUCCUCCUCUGUACACUUACUUACUUUCCUUCACAACUAUGGAUUGUUCCUCAGAUCAAACCAGUCAGGAAUGAUCCUCAUUUGCCAUAUUUAUUUAUGUCUCUCUAUAAAAUGUAGUUGUCAAAUCCAGUCCUUCCACUUAAAGUAGUGUCAUAAAUGUACUUUUCCACAUAAAUUUAAAAAAAUCUAGCAUAAAUUUAAUUUUUAAAAAUAGCACUGUACACUUUGUAUAGCAGAAAUUCGGUGAUUGUUAUUCUUCAAGUGAAUCAUGUAAAUCUUGUUUUAAUUUCCUUUUCUUUGAUACCAUUGUAACUAAUACUGUCUGCAGUCUCUUUUUCUUUGUUAAAGAUGCACAUGAACUAACUACUGGUGUUCAGCAUAUUAGGUUUCUAAAUAAAAUUUUGGAGCACUUCUGCUGAUGAAUGUUGCUCUGCCAUGUAGGAGCUGGGUCAGGGCUGCAGCAUGUCCAUUCUGCUCGGGAGAGACAGAGGAUUUGCGUUUCCUGCUAUCUAAGUCACAGAGCAACAGCUUUCCGUUAAUAUAAAAAAAAAUUGCAAACCUUCCCCUUUUAUUUUAUUCUGUAUAGCAAAUGUAUCCUGUGUGAUGAUAUUCAGAAGUUUUUACGGAGUUUGUGCUACCGAAUAGUUAGCCUUCUUAAACAUCUUGGACUUAUAUUCUGAUAAACUGAAAAUUAAAAUACUAAUCCACAGACCUGUAGGUCAUUUAGCAGGAUGAACUAUCAAAACUGUUGCAGCACAGAAACCAAACAGUCAUUGUCAGACCAAAGGAAACAUGGAAAUCUUUCUGUACUUGGCUUUAUGUGAAACAGUAGUCCGCUAAUGAAGAAACAUGUCUUCAUCUCUAAUUACACUGCUUCACAUUGGAAAAAAAAAAAAAAAAAAAAGCCAAAUGUCUGUCAACGUGUCAUUUGCACGUUGAGUAUCCAAGGUAAACAGGAACGUGGAAACAUGGUGAAUGAUUGGAUUAAUUCCUUUAAAAUGUUAAGAUUUUGUUAUAGGAUUUAUUUAAUGAUCAUAUUUCCAGCUCUUGAUUUUAUAAGCAUUAAGGAAAUAUGCUGCAUUUUUUAAAGCAGUAGGAUAUGCCAUUUUUGUUUGAUAAUAAUUUUGAUAUCAGGGGACUAACAGCAUUGAGCUAUAUACUAAACAAUCUCACUGAAACAUCAAUAAAAUGCAGUAUUUUGUACUUUAAUAUUUUCUUGUGUUGCCUUAUUAGUAAUGUCCUGGUUGUUUCAUCUUCCUUGCAUUUCUAGUGUUUUUAAAAUAGGGGGUUUUUUACAUUUUCCAUCUGUUUCCUAUAGCACAUCUGAAUUCCUUGAAUUCUUAUGAUGCAUAGAAAUAAAGCAUCUAUGUGAGUAAGGAGGUCAGAGUAAUUAAGAACUAAUAUGAGCAGAUAAAUAUAUUUAACUGUACUUUUGAUCUGUUUUUAUAAAAAUUUUAAUGUCAUUGUGACAUAUCAAUCCUUGUGCAGGAGGACUUCUGUCUUCUUUCUUUAAGAAAAAAAUCAACUUGGAGCAUUUUUGGAAGUAGCAAAUUUAAAUUUAAUUAUCAUUGGCAUCUGGUGCACCUGGAGGAGCACACUGCAAACACAGGAGCAUGUGGUCAGCUUGUUGCUUUCCUAGUCUUCCAGUAUGAAGCAAUAUCUCAGAAUGGUAUAUCCACUUAGCUAUCCCCUACUGUAAAAUGAGAGUAUCUCAUCUCAAAGCCUGGUAACGUUGUCAAAAAACUUGUCACCCUGACUUCUGUUCAAAGUUUAACUUCACAAAUGCUACAGUGAGAUCUCAUGUGAAGAUGUCAGUGUGUUAGUAUUAUGAAACAUCUGAAAAUAAACCCUACAUUUUUGUGCUGCUG
Harpia harpyja (harpy eagle) is the source of this 12281-nucleotide messenger RNA. It is a transcript of the gene ZBTB5, whose product is annotated as zinc finger and BTB domain containing 5. Bases 7310 to 9334 code for a protein of 674 amino acids. The transcript has 2 exons. Gene Ontology annotation, cellular component: nucleus. NCBI's taxonomy places the organism in Eukaryota, Metazoa, Chordata, Aves, Accipitriformes, Accipitridae. The record is from RefSeq and is a predicted model, not a curated record. Gene Ontology annotation, biological process: regulation of transcription by RNA polymerase II. Gene Ontology annotation, molecular function: protein binding; RNA polymerase II cis-regulatory region sequence-specific DNA binding; DNA-binding transcription factor activity, RNA polymerase II-specific.